AACAAAUACCCAUAUGCAGUUUUGACAAUUGGUCUCGCGGCAUUGUGAAUGGCGCAUCUGUCAUCUGUCAGAAGAAAAACUGGUGGCAGAGCAAUAACGAGUCCCCGAAAAUAAAUUGUGUUCAUAUUUUUUAAUUGAUUUUGUGAGUUUUUGAAACCAGCAACAGGACACAAACAAGUAAAAAAAAACAAAAAGGGAGACACAUUACAACAUAUACGUCGCGCGCAUGUAGUUACAAAAUGGCUACGGAGCAGCGUACUCUUAAGCAAGACGGCUAUUUGGAUGUGGGCGAUGACAAUGAUGUGCCUGGUGGAUUUCCUCCAUUUGAGAUGCGAAACAUCCUUUAUCAUCCACAUUUAAACGUAUUGUUGGCGUUCGGCGUUAAUAAUUUAGUAAAAGUUCUGGAUGUUAAUUCGGGCGUUAUUCUGCAGACUUAUCAAUUAAGUACAAAUGCUGGUACUUUUAUUAAUGGACGCUACAUGCCACUGCAAGAUAAAAUCUUGUUCUGGGAUGGUCACAAUCUAGGACUACGCGGUGAUUAUAAUGGAGUUUUGCUGCUAGACACAAUACUCCAGGCACCUAUUGGUCAAAAUGAUGAAUACAUAAAGCUCGAGCUUGUACUAUUGGACGCGAUUAUUUUUCAGAACUGCAUACACGACCUUGAAAGCGAAGGUCUAGAGUGUCCUGCGGACAUUAGCAACGAGCUGACACAGAAAAUUAAUCAAGCACAGCUAAAUUCAAAGAAAGGGUUCAAGGCACAACGCUGGAACACAAUUUGUUUGGAGGUUCCCUAUUCCAGUUUAAAGCUGGUAGCCAACAAUGUCGUCAUAUUGCUUAAACGUCUGGAGCGCCACAUUCCCGUUCUAGCCAUAGCUUCUGCCAUUAACGAGCGCCUCACGGACAUGCUACAAGGCUCACGCGUGCCUGACUUUGCAUUGAAUUUCAACAAUUUCCAGCGCGUACUCAUGCACUCGGAGGCGAUACGUCGCCAGACUUUUGAGAAAUGGCCACACAUGGACUAUAAAUGGGCCUUGCCCGAUCAAAUGGCCCAAGCUGGCUUUUAUCAUCAGCCCUCAGCAACGGGUGAAGACCGCGCCAUGUGUUUCACCUGUAAUGUGUGUUUGGUGUGUUGGGAGAAAACAGAUGAGCCCUGGAGUGAGCAUGAACGUCAUUCCCCACUGUGUCCCUUCGUCAGGGGCGAAUAUACACAAAAUGUCCCACUUUCUAUCACGUAUGCGACCAACCCGGCACAGACAUCUCCCGGCUUGGGUUUCGACAUAAUUUCCAAUAGUGAUUAUGCAAAUGUACUCUGCACCAGCUGCACAGAAACUGGUGAAUUGAGCGUUUGGAGCAUUGAGCGUCAUCUAAAGCUGAUGCAUACAGUUCAUGUGCCCACAUUGUUGAAGGAUGUAUUCGAGGAGAGUUUCGAGUGGGCGCGUGUCACAGCCAUUUGUGUAUUACCGAAUGCUCGGGCGCGAACUCGAGUCAACUAUGUCUAUUCGGCUAAUUAUGGUGCUGGAGGAGCAGCGCAUUCGGGUGGCAUGCGAAGCAGUGAUAAAUUUGGUGGCGUCAAUUCCCAGCAUAUAACCUCAACUUCGACACUGCGUGCCGGCGUCGUAGGCUCAAAGAUUGUUCUUGGCAUUAGCGUGCGUCAGAGUAGCGGAGAAUUGGCCCUACGUAUGGUGGUGCUCAAUAUAAUAGAAGUGGAUCGGUAUAGUGAUUCGUCUGUGAGUAUGAGCAAUGAUAGCGGCAGCAUCUGCAGUAGUCACCAAUUCAAGAAAACAUCGUCCCACUUGGGUCCCAAUAUAACUGAGGCCAAUGUGAUUAUUUCAAGUCAUGACUCCAAAGACGAUGACAACAAAUCCUUUACACCAUAUGAAAAAUUCGCCGAUGGAUUUGAUAGCAAUGGCUUUGUAUCUGCAUUGAUGACCUCCUACAAGAGUCAUGCAACGGCCCAUGGUCCUGACAAUACUUCAGCUCUCUAUGAUUUCGACUUGUCUACGCUGUCUCACAUGUUGGAGCCAUCGCUUGAUGAUCCAACUGGGAGCAUUAUGUUAACCUCCAAUACAGUCAAUGUCGGCAAUAAUCUUCUGGGAAUGGACAAUGAUAUGGAGAAGCUUAUAGAGGAAGCGUCCGUGGUACAACAGAAUAAUAAUAACAACAACAAUAACGACAGUCCCUCGCUUGGUGGUAGUUCCAGCAAUAACAAUAAUAAUUGCAAUGGUAGUGAUAAGGCGAUAAGGCCACCGUGCGAAGAAAUCGAUUGCGUGGUCGAAAGUUGGACGAGCGUCAAACGCAUGAAUUCUUUAUCGAGCACCGACGGUGGUGCCGCUGAGAGUGCAAACGGACCUCUUCCUGACGUACAGGAGAUUGUAGAGAUUGCCGAGAUUAUACCAACCAGCCCCAAAUGCAAUCAAUUGCUUGUAAAACUACAACGUACCAAGGCGCCAGAAACAGAAGCGAGCAAAAUUAUUAUGGCCACCGUUGAGAAGGAGGACGAGGUGGACGUUGAUGAGCACAUGGAGACAAAUGACAACAAUGCCGAGUGCAAUGUGGCAGCACAGCUUCUUCUUUUUGAUUAUGACGAUACACAAAUAUCCAAUGACUAUACGCUGGCGGUGACUUUCAGUCGUGCAAAGAGCCCUAAACAACUGUGCAUACUGCCGCCGUUUAAUCAUGCAGAGCAAAAGGAGACGGGUGCCAUUUGUGUGGUGUGCAGCGAUGGCAGCGUAGAGAUAUAUUCGUUAGCCGACUUUCAGCCCACACAUAUUAUUGAAGAGGAGGGCGAACACUUCGAGGCUGUAGUUUAUUGCCGCAAUCUGGAACGUUUGUGCUGUUGCUCUCGCCAGGGCGUCAUGCUCUUCUUCUCACUAAGCGAAGGCGACAAUGAUUCUGGUGAUGAGAUGCUUGAAAUUGAGGAUGAUUGCAGCACAGCGCUGAUUCAGGCUAAUGCAAGUAUUGACGUGACAGUGACGGAUGCCGCUAGAGAUGGCGCAGGUGCCGAACCGGUAAACCCAGCGAAGGGCGAAAUCACCACCAACAUGAAUGAUGUGAUAACAAUAGAUGUGAGCAAUACUCCAGCCACAGACAGCGGGAGUAUAGCGGCGAGUUCUAGUUCCCAGGUGCAAACGUCGCCUUCGACAAUGUCGAUAUUGGCUAAUAAUAGCAAUUUGUUGGCCAAUAAGACUUCUGAGCUGACGCUUGAAGAUUUACGAAUCUUCUACGCUCUUAUACAAUUCGACGAAAAGCUCACUGUCUACUCGGCCGAAGUGCCCAGUUGCUGGAAUGAUCUGGGACAAGUGCAGAAACAACGCAAGCAAUCACAAAACUUGCGACAUGGCGGUGAUGACCGCGAGUUUACACACACCUGGCGUUUACACAAUGACGCAACCACCUGGGAUGAACAUAUUAUCGAGAUAAAUUUGGCACAGCCUGUGUCGCUAGGUCACGUCGAUUUAAAGUUCACGGUCUAUCAGCAAUGCUCCAAUCCGGCUGCCAUUCAGGUAACGUUGCUCAAACAGAACACAAAUGGCUUUGGUUACCGCAUGAAGGGUGCACACAACAAUUACAAACCCAAUGUCGUUGACGACAACAUUGAUCUCACCUACGUUGCAAACGAGAAUCCAGUGCUCAGCGAGGAAUAUCUACAGGCGCACAAUGCUGAGGUGCUGUCCGGACCUAUUGAGUUGUCCUCCUGUAUCGAUCUAUGUGAUCAGGGUGGAACGGCUACACUCACGUCGCCAAAAUUGUUUAAAACGCGAUCGCGUAAUUUUCUCCUACACAUCAAAACUGUCGCCGAUCCAUCGAAGGAUGGACAAAACAAAACUCGUGUUGCAUUACCUGUGCCGCAUCAUAAGGGGUCCCAUCAAGUAGAAGAUUAUAUAAAUGAAAACGCCCAGUAUUGUGCUCAGCAAUUGCAAAUUACAAAGAUCUCAGUUCAGAAAUCAAUUAAUAAGAGUUGUGCCACACAUAUAAAUGUAUUAGAGCAGAUUAAGAAACAAAUACUAAAGCAGCCAUCGCAGAAAUUUAAGUCAGCUCUCAUUACCAUACCUAUGUCACAUUUACCGCCAUGUGGGUGGCAGCAACAUCAAUCAAGUGCGCAACAACAAAAUGUGCAACAAUCAUCCAUUCACCAAUCAUUUUCGCAACAUCCUCAUAUGCAGCAGCCAUGUUUGUACCAACACAAUUUGCAUCAACACCAUGUGUACCAAUCGGUGUUGUUGCCAUUCUCGGUGUCACAGCCGUGGCAGGCUCCUGAUUUCAAAUUGCCGGGAACAGUGGCUCGAGGCUGUGAUUGGCUGCAUGAGAUCUCCAUUAGUGUGCGUGGUGUAAAGACGCAGAGUCGGGUCAGCAAUGCUCGCAUCCAACGCAUUGCUAUGCUAGAUAGCAAUGGUUUGCUCGAACAACUCUUUCGAUUAGCCAGCAGUGCCGAUUCCUCACCACUCAGCAGAAAUCUGGCGCUCGAUGUGCUCAACUGGAUCUGCUUCAUACGUUUAAAUCGUUUUCGUUCGCCGAAAUCGGAACGGAUCAAGGAACAAAUCAAUAAACAGACGGCUGCCAACAUUAAUGAUUUGCUUGCUCAGCAAUUCGAGUGCAUUUGCUUGGCCGAGAAGCAUAUCGAGUCGAUGUUGCGUAACUGCAUCAUUUACAGUGAACGCACCACAGCGCAUAAAUGUGUCAAACUCAUUGUCACACUGACAGAAGGCGCUGCCAAUUUGCCGAUUGAGCUGCAGAAGCAUUCAACGCUGGACAAUACUAUAAAGACGGCCAUAUCUAAUACCUUUAAUGAAAUAUCUCAAGCUGACUGCGGCAGCGUUGUGCGUUGGUAUACCAUGCUGACCUGUGCCACCUCCACAGCCGAGUCACACAACAGCAUCUCCGAAAUGGCCAUAAAUUUGUUAAAAGACAUCGCUAACGAGAUUGACAAGCGCUGGGAUCCAUAUUGCGCGCUACUUAGCACACGUUUUGGUCUCUAUGGCUUUCCAUUUGAGCCGGAAAUAUUUGAUUUUGAUUUCCCCAACACCAACCGGAACGGCUCCAGUGCUUCACCAAUGGGCGUGAGCAGCGUGAUACGCAGCAGUGCGAGCAUUUUGCCUGUGACUACUCUGGACAUUAAGCGUUUAAGUUCAAUAGAUGGUGUUGAUUUCCGCACAUUUCCACAUUUAAUACGUGGUAAGAGUAUCAGUAAUCAGAUGCGGGGAUUGUUGGAGGUCGUGCAACUACACUUCACCUGUGUCCAGACCUCAGAGGCUACACGCGUCGAUAACAUAGAUACAGCUAGUGGUACUGGAGCAUCCAGCGUCGUUAUGGAAGAUGUAAUGAUGAUGCCUAAGCUAGUGGUGGCAAAAGAGAAGGAUGAAGAGCUGCUUAAUGAUCUGGUUAACGAUGUGCAGUGUCUGGUGGAGGAAAUGAAGGACAAGGAUGGAAAAACUGCCUUCGAUACCUUCGGCAUGGUAAAUGGAUUUAAGGAUAAAACCUCGGGCACGUCGCUUACAGAGCUGGAGCACGCACUUAAAGAGGAGCUAACUCUUUGGAAUACCUACAUACAGAAGAAGUUCGGCAUGAAGGAAGAUAUCGAUUAUAUAGAUCUGACCGAUGUAGAUAAUUGGGCGGAGCCGCACUGUGGGCUAUUGCCGACCAAAAUGUUCAAUGAGAAUGAAUUGCCACCCCAAUUAAAGAAUAUAUAUCUACAGCAGGACAGCCAAAAAGUCCCUCAACCCGCUGGAGUAGGAAAUGAUGCAGGGGCAGGGGAGCAGUAUCCUGUCCAGUCAGCGACAUCGUCAACGACUGUCAGUGAUAACAUUCCCGAGACUGUGGAAGAUGAUGAUGCUGAAAGUGAGAAAAUAAUACAAAGUCUUAAUGCCAAUCCCAGCCAGCCAAUUGCUUGGCAUAAAAUAAUAACUCCUCCCCCCAAGCAAAUGGCCGUUAUCGAUCGUAUGCAUUCCGGAGCUCGCCGCUUCGUAGUGCUGGACUUUGGCCAGCCCACAAUGCUAACUGAUUUGAUCAUACCCGCCUGCGACGAGCUCACUUCUCUUACUAUUGAUAUCUGGUGCUUUGAUGAAGACACCGACAGCAUGCGUUUGGUUCAAGUGGCGGACAUACAGACAAAGACUUUGGUACUUAGCGAUAUGCAACCGCCACCGAUUUGCCGCUAUCUUAAGAUGACGAUCAUCGGCCGCAUUGGCAUGUCCUCGACCAAAUGUAAAGUGCCCUUGGGCACCUUUUUCGGGCAUCCCGUCAUUUUGGAGCACGAUGGAUAUGGCGAUAAUUUAGCGCGCUACACCAAGCAACCACUGCAGACGCUACACGCACAUAUCAAGUCGCUUAAUUCCCUCUACGAGGAUGUGCACUGUCGCUAUAGUCUGGCCAGCUGCAAGCUUAUGGAAUUGAUGGCGCCAAUGCGCAACAGCGAACUGUCCAAUGUCGCGCACUUGCAGGCGUUUAUCAACAAGCAACGCGAUGAAGAAUUGAGCGGCAUCGAAAACAACAACAAAGUGGUGACACUCUAUGAAGAAUGCAUGCUCUUACAAUACCAGAUUAAUGUAAUACGUAAUGUUGUGUCACGCUUGGAGCGUGCAGUGUCUCCCUCCUUGCGCAGCAUCGUGCCGCCAAAGUCGCUCCUUGCCACCGACGAAAGCCUGCGCCAUGCCUCACGUGACAAACUGCGCGUUCUCAGUCUCAGUUUGGUGGAGGUGCUGCUCCAUUUCUCCAUUGAGUAUGGCAUCAAGAAUAUUCUACCUGGACAUCAACGCUUUAAUGUUGCUACAGCCAAAAUGUUGUUCGAUUCGCUCGUAGUCUAUGGCGAUGCACAGCUUCAAUUGGCCACGUGUUCACUACUUGUGCGCAUGUGCUGCUUCCAGUCUUGGUGGGGCGAGUUCUUAGCCGACACAUUUUGCAGUCUGUUCUCUGCACAAAACUGCAAGGCAUUUCCACAGGAUCGAAUCUUCUUCCUGCUUACCUAUCUCGGACGACGCAGCAUUGCCAUGGGCACAUGUCGCUCGAUUGUUAUCGAUGCUGUGCUAAAGACACUGGCGAGACUGCUUGCACCAAUUUCCCCUCAUUACAACAUCAUGCCGGAGGAGCCAACCACUUCGGCCAGGGCAGCCGAAUUCAACACCACUAUGGGCAACUCAUCGGACUUGCAGUUAAUAACAUGGCUAUUGUUAUUCUUGUCAGUUUGCUUGGACGAUCACAACAAUGAUCGCAAGGAUAAAUCAGCCACUCGCUGGGACUUCAUGAGCUGCGAAAGCGACUUUACUAAGACACGGCACAGCAACUCCAGCAAGCAAUUGCGAUGUUUUAAGAAGCGUAUAAUACAACAGAAUAAAUACUCAAUACAACCCUACACCGAUUGGGGCAAGAAGAUCUACAUGAUACAGAACGAGCAUCCUGGCAUAUUUAUGGAGCUAUCGGGAAAAUCCAAGAGCUGCGGAAUCAGCAAGGGAACAUCCAGCAUUAAUACAGCUGCCGGCAACAACACUGCCAAUAAAAUAACCGUCGUUUCCGGCAGUAGUUUCGGUAGCAAUGCGAGCACCAGCAGCAGCUCCACCAAUACUUCUAGUUCAACCCAAGGCAAAUCGGUAUCCACAAUAUCUCCCAAGCAGCAGGACUUUGACGUAGCCGGUGAUGGGGAUAGCAAUUUUGACAAAGGACUGAAAGCGUUGCGUAUGGAAAACAUUAAGGUUGUCAUACGCGGACUCUUUACGCUGCUGCUUGAAAUGGACUUUGAUUGCAAUAUGGAUCAAUUUUUGCUUACCUGCAAGGUAAUUGCGCGUCUGGUGGCUGCUUGUCGACCGUCGGUGCAACUGUCUAAAAUCGUAACAACAGCGCAACUCGAGCAGCUUGUACGCCUAGCCGUAUGGAAUGAUCAGCAACAGCCUUGGGCAGUUCAUGCGAUCACUUGCCUUUUACAGGAUCUGUUGGACGCGGACAAACAAUACAGGGACAACGAUGCGACACCCACCAAUGAUAGCACACGUUCCAUGGAGACGGCUGUGCAAGAGACGCGUGACAUUUUUACAGAUUUCUCAUCCUCCUCCAUCGCACAGGCUGUGUUUUAUAUGCCGACAGCAACUGAAUUUCAUCAGGAGGCUGUAAAAUACAAUUAUCUACCCUCGCUAAUUGAGUGCGACGACACGGAGUUUGAUGAAAUGCUAAACGAUAUCGACAUGAUAGAGCGCACCAAACCCAUCACCAAAAAGGAGAGCAACGCAUUGUGCAAGAGCACCUUCAAUUUCUUCUGCAAGUCUAUUUCUAUUGCUAUGGAUUCACGCCUUGAAGUGGGUCUGGAUCUGCAUGUGGAAACACAGUUGCGCCGCUUAACCAACCGCACAUCUCUGGACUUGUACUCUUCGUUGCCGCAGGUGAUCACAAAUGAGUUUAUCACCACGCCUACGGAUGCCGCACCAUGGCCGGAGUUUCUAACGCAACUGUGGUCUGGCCCAGAAUAUAAUAGCGGCAAUACUUAUUUGAUGUUCAAGAAUGUCUUCGACACCAUCCUAGCCGAUCUGCACUACGAAGAUACGUGGGUUCAUAUGGAGCAGGUGCUUCACAUGUGGCUAACGCUAAACUGCGAGCUUUCCGAGAAGCCCUACACGUCGGGAAUUACCCAAACGGAUGUACCUAAGAUUCCAUUUGGUGCGAACGCUGUUCAGGGAUUACUUCUUGCUCUGGCCUGGCACAAUGACAUCAAGCUGCGCACCUGGUGCUUGGGCUUUGAGUGCCUAUUUCUGGCUUGCAAUUCGCUCCCCAUUGGCGACGAUGUCACCGACUGCAUUCGAAUCCAUGAGGUUAUUGUGAACGAUGAGAACUUUGAGAAGAUGCUUAUGCGUUUUUUCUCUGGCUAUGGCAUGACCUCAUUUAUUACAAAUCGCUGCGCCGGUCCCACCAUUUGCAAGCACUUGCACGAGCUUUUACUCUUGCUGCAUAGCAAGAGUGAGAGUAGUGGCGGUCUUAUUGCUUCCAAACGUCGUCUUAAGGACAUUUUGUUGCAUGUGGUGCUGCAACUUGUGCAACCUGGCGGUGCUAUCAGCAAUCAACAGGGGCCUAUCGAUGGACAAAAUCAGCUGGUGCGCGACUUACUUCUAAUGCCCAACGACAAAGGGGAUCUCAAUAUUGCGCUAAAAAUUAUUGAGAGUGUUUCAUUCUUGGUAUACAAUAAUAUUUCCAAUGGAGAGAAACUUCAGUGCCAACGGACUAAUGAUAACACUAAUGCGGGUAACAACUUUAGCAAUCUCUUCGCUAAUGUGUUGGGCUCAGAGAAUCCUAACAAGCAGAGUUCUAUUAUUAUAUCAGACAAUUCACUGAUUAUAAACCUCCUGAAGUUAUCAUCGCACUUGGUGCUCACAGAGAUGCCACGGCAGCCAAGUGAAGUAACCAUACCAGAAGAAGAGGAAUUGUCCAACCAAAGUCAAACGGAUGAAACUAAGGCGGAACAGCUAAAUACCGAAGGGCACCGCAGCAAGGUGCCGUGCAUAGCUGACUGGGUGUUGCGACAAUUUCCCACAAUGAAGCGCCUGUUUGGCUCAUUGUCACAAUGCUCUACCAACGCUUUCACCAUGAUGACCUCGAACUGCUUCUUUUCCAUGAAAUCACAACUGGUGUGGGAUGAACCGGUGACCUUUGCAGAUGCUGUUUUCAGUCUAAUGAUAACUCUUAGUGAGAAGGCCUCAAAUCCGCGUUUGGUUGUUGCGCCCAUUUGUCAAUAUUUAGAAGAAACCACUGUGCAACGUAACGCGUCAUUGCCCCGUCUGCAGCUAUCGGAGCCAUUUCUCUGGUACAUAUCGAAGGUGCUUGAAGUGACGGCUGCGGUUCAAAUAUUCACGCAGCUUGGUGGCAUACAAAUUAUAUGCUACAAUUUGGUGCGCCUGAAUAAGACGAUUAUCAAUAUGCAGCCAGGCUUGAUAUCGCUGAUUAUGCAGCACAUGACGCUCAAUACGCGACUUAAACUGAAUAACCAAGUGACCACCAGCACCGCCUGCAAGAAGACAGGAACCACGACGACCACUGCUCCAACCACAUCUCAACCGCAACCGCCACGAACAAGCGCCCAAUAUGAUGGGCUUAUUAACUUUGCGCCCUUCUCGCACAUUGCUUCAGAGAACGAUGCGGCACAAAAUGCCGAGGUGUUGAUCUCAAAUCCCAGUGCCACGCAUCGCCGGCCACGUUCGCCGGCUUGGAGCUAUAUGUUUUAUCCGAAUGAAAUGCACGUUGACUUGACCAUUACCCUGCCCACGGCCAUUCUGCUAAAAGAAGUGCAGCUGAUGCCACAUACUUCUAGUCUUGCCUCCUGCCCUUCGGCCGUGGCGUUGGAGCUGUCGCGAGACUAUGGACUGGGAUCUAUUCCUGUUGGCCCGCCCAUGGCCACUACCGGCUUAACCUGCAUACGUCUGAAGCUGGCAAAGGCAGAAGUAGUAACCAGCAUUGUGCUGCGUCUGUAUAAACCUAAGGAUUGCGGAAACGUGGGACUUGUUCAAAUUGCAGUCUUAGGCCAAACUAUUUUCGGCAAUAGAUCGCAUGCGUUGCGCUCACAAGGAGGUUAUUCCGGCACAGGCGUGAAUUGCGGCUCCACAUUGCCCGUAGCUGCAUUGGCGGCGAUGGAUGCUGAUAUUUUGCCAGAGGAUGAUGCGUUUGCCAAGACGAGCAUAGGCUGGGUACGUAUUCUGUCGCGUUGUUUCAAUGUUGCUGCACUGCAGGCGGACCAGAAGCUAUCCGAUUUGAUAGCCUCAUAUCCGGCCGCUUAUCCUGGCUUUUUGGAGGCUUGUUGCUCGCUGCUGAACAUAAUGCCCAUGAUACCAAGCUUAGCCCAGCAGCAUUUGGAGACCAUUUUGUUUAAGAUGGGAUCCUACAAUCAGGAGCUAUGUCUGCAGCUUUUGCGCACAUUAUUAUGGCAAACGACUCCACAGGUAUUCAAACUAUCAAGCGAUGCAAUCUGUGAUUUAAUCCAUGAGCUAGUUACCAACACCCCGGGAGAUAUAGAAGAAAAAAUUCAUGUCCUGCUCACCUGGGUCACGAGGUUGCACGACAAUUAUAGUGAGCAAUCACGUUGCAAUAAUCCCCAGAGUGGUUUCGUUAAGGUUAUUGCCUCGAUAUUAUGGCAUGUGCAAGAACAGCAACUAAUGCCUGAGCUGCCGGAGCUUAUUUGUCCAGGAGUAUUCGAGUGCUGCUUUAAUUGGAUAAACACACUGGAACAUGAUGAACCGCUAAAGGCGAGCUUUGAUUCGUUUAUGUGUUCCCUGUGCUACAUAUGCCCGGAAUUGUUCAAUGAGCUACUGAGCAGGCUUGGUGUCAAUUUACAAUUGAAGGCUCGGGGUCUGACCGACGAUAAUAAGGUUCAGAACGGCAGUGCAUGGUUUAAGCGUGAGGGUGCCGCAAAUCUUCAACAGUUACUCGAAUAUCCAAGUUUUCUCAAGACGCUUGCCUUGGCUUGUCAAUCGCCGUCAACUGUCUAUCAAAUGCUCGACUCUGGCCUGCCCAAGUUGCUGGCACAUGCUGUUUACGAAUACUGCAACUUUUUGCUACCACUUGCAGAAACGGUGUCCGGCGGCGGAGCGAGCAACAGUCAAAAUAGUGCUGCAGCGUCAGUAUCUCCGGCACCAUCAGGCCGAACUACAGAUUGCCUAACCGACUGUGACAAGGCCGACAGAGCAGCGAGUGCCGGUGGGAGCAAUAUGCCUCUUUUAACCAGUACCAAUGUGCCGAAAGUGCUGGACUUCUUCUCUGAUUGCUGUGCGGAGGGACCGAUGCGUGAUUGGCUAGGCACCAUGCAGGGCUCUAUAUUCUGGAAACCACUGCUGCAGUUGCUCUGCAACACACACUCUUCGGAUUUCUCAAAAACGCUACCUAUGCAGCAGACAUUUAUUCGGCUGGAGCGUGCCACCAUUAAUUUUUUCACCCGUGUCAGCGCUUGCCAUCCGACGAACCAGGAGGCGCUCACUUCUCUUUUGAUUGGUGUCAUUAUAUGCAAGCCACUGCGGCCUAAUCAGGGGUCCGGGAAUUUGCAUCUGCAACACGUUCGACCCACUAUUUCGGGCUUCACGCGUCAGCUUGUGUUGCAAUUGCUGCUCGAGAACGAGCACAUCAUGGUUUCGGUGCGCAGUAAGCAGCCACUACACAGACGGGACACCUUGUCUAUCUUCAUGAAUGCUACAUCCUCCACAUCAGCGCAUGGAAACUCGACCGGAUCUGCGGGAGCUAGUAGCGUCAAUAACAACAGUCUUCCUUUGGCUGCCUCAAACCAUCAUCCGGCAAAGCGUUGCAGUGCUCACCACGUACUUUUCAACGUCACCACCAGCACCACGUGCCAGGAGAUCUUGCAAAAUUGCGUGUCUGAUCAAACUAACACUAGCAGUAGCCUGGUGAAUGCAGCUGCUGCUGCCGUAGCUGCCCACAAGGCACAUGAUUCAAAGCAGGAAAAGUCCACCGCGAAUUCCAUUAAUGAUCUGCACAGCAUGGAUGCCAGUAGCAUGGAAUUCUUGACUGUUGGUGCUGCCGUGGCGGCAAAGGACAAACGCAUUAAAGAUGUUAAAAAUCAAGCAGCUGUUAAUAAGGAUAAGGGCACCCAAACAUUGGGUGAACAUAUAGCCAGACUUUUUAAUGUGGAGGAGUUUUUGCAGCAAACUUCCAAUAUUAUCACGGGCUCUCAACUAGUCAUUCCCGAUCAUCCGGAUAUUGUAUUGGCAGGAGAUGCAACCAUUUCACAAGUUUUGUCCACAUUGCAAGAUGCUGGGCAGUCGCUUUCUACACCUUGCAUAACACUGGAUUUAGUGCCAGUCCAACGUUGCACUGGCGGAGAGGCCACUUCUGAUGUUAAGAAGACUAAGGCUUCCUGUACAGAGCCAUUGCCAUCGCCGUUGCAACGCUUUUCAAACAGCGGAGGUCUGUCGCUGCUUGCUCACUAUUUGCCGACAGUAUAUCCAGACAGCAGUGGGCGAAAGACACAGACCGUGGUUCCAGAUAAGGAGAAGAGCCCGCUUUUGUCCGACUGGGUGAAGUUGGAGCCCAACGAUGAAAUCUACGAAGACCUGGAAGAUCCUGUGUGCGAGCCCACAAUUAAGCAACAGGCCACUGUUAGCUCGGUGCCGCCACAUUCUCUAGCCGCUUUUGGACUGUUUCUGCGUCUGCCCGCCUAUUCGGAUGUUCUGCUUCGUGACAAGCUACGGGCGCAGUGUCUGCUACGUCUAGUGCUCGGAGUCACGGGCGAUGGAGAGGGCAAUGACAUAUACAGCUUGCCGCUGGCACCGUCAUUGCCAACUCUGCCCUUCGAGGUAUUCCGCCAACUGUUAGACAGCGUGCCGUUGACAACCGACGACGGUGUUUUGUUGCGUCGCGUGGUUAUUGAAGUGGGGGCCAUGCAUUUAGUACUAAAUUGCUUGGGAAUAUUCUCGCAUCAGUCGCACAAUAACAAAAUCGGUGUGAUACAACCCGAAACACCAGCGUCCGGCAGCAAUGGAGGUGGCAACGGCGGUGCUUCUAAAUCGACAGAGGAGCCCCCCACAGGACCCACACCAUCGGACGACAAGAGUCAUAUGUAUUGGGCUAAGGGCACUGGUUUUGGAACCGGCUCCACCACUCAGUCCUGGAAUGUAGAGCAGGCGCUGCUUCGUCAAAAAAGUGAAGAGGAACACGUCACUGUACUGUUGCAGGUUUUAUCCAGCUACAUCAAUCCUGGUGAUUGUAUCCCCAGCGAGUUGCAUGGCGAGGACAUCUUGGCCUAUCACGAAGUGCGCGAUGUUACGCACGAUUUACCACCGCUAUUCCAGUCGCUGCUACAGCAAUCUUGCCUAGUACCUGCGCUCAGCUCCUAUUUGCGUAACGAUUCCGUACUAGAUAUAACCCGACACAUUCCGCUAUACCGUGCCAUAUUAAAGCUGCUUCGUGCAUUAUCUCUGUCCAAGCAGAUGGUGUCGCUUCUGCAGCCAUUGCAAAGCUCAAGCGAGAACGCUCCACCGAUUGUCGAGCUACUUAAAAACAUGAAGAUGUGUGUGGACACCUAUGCCAGGCGACUCAAGGUUAACAAGAAGUCAAACAUCAAGGGUCAGACCCAACAACAGACUUUCAAUAUAGAUGAUGGCGAUGACGAGGGUCUGGCAUUACUCAUACCCGAUAUACACGAGACCACAGUGCUGGUGGAAAAGACCACCGAAGCGGAUGCACUGAUUAAUAUGUUGGAGAUGGACGAAGAUGGCCAGAAUCAAUUGGACCGUAAGCCGUUGAGCAAAUCGAUUGAACAACGUUAUCUGGAGGCUAUGAAAAAACUUCAGUUUGAUACAUAUGACAUGGUUGUGGAGGCAGAGAACAAUGGCUUCCGUUUCGUAGUGUCUCAUCAUUUCGAGAAAAUGGUACGUCUUUCAGGUGAUCGCUACCACCCGUCGCGCGUUAAGCGAUUGGCCCAAGAGGCCGUCACACUCUCCACCAGUCUGCCAUUGUCUUUCAGUAGCUCUGUAUUUGUACGCUGUGAUACGGACAGGUUGGAUAUCAUGAAGGUGCUCAUAACUGGCCCGGCGGAUACACCUUAUGCCAAUGGUUGCUUUGAAUUUGAUGUAUACUUCCCGCCUGACUAUCCUAAUUUGCCCAUGUUGAUUAAUUUGGAGACCACCGGUCGUCAUUCUGUGCGCUUCAAUCCUAAUUUGUAUAAUGAUGGCAAAGUCUGUCUGUCGGUAUUGAAUACUUGGCAUGGUCGCCCCGAGGAGAAAUGGAACGCACAGACCUCCAGUUUCCUGCAGGUGCUUGUAUCGAUACAGUCUCUCAUUCUUGUCCCAGAGCCGUACUUUAAUGAGCCGGGCUUUGAGCGCAGCCGAGGCACACCCAGCGGCACGAACUCAUCCCGCGAAUAUAACAGCAACAUUUAUCAGGCUUGUGUGCGGUGGGCCAUGCUGGAGCAAAUUCGCAAUCCCAGUCCCUGCUUUAAAGAUAUUAUACAAAAGCAUUUCUGGUUGAAACGGGAAGAAAUUUGCACACAAAUUGAAGGAUGGAUAGACGAGUUAGGAAAGCCGCAGUAUACCGAGCGCUCAAGUCGCACCAUAUCCUUCAAUUCGAUGGUGUUGCGCCGUCACUAUCGCCAUCUCCGCGAAGAACUGGCCAAGCUUAAGCCACCACAAGGUCUGGAAGAUCUGGAGAAGCCAUUUAAUCCUGUAGCCUCGCUACCACCGAUGGAUGUGUCAGCAACACCAUCAUCCACCAGCGCCACUAACGCCCAAGUGGGCACCGAUGAUUCAGGAGUGGUGCCGGAAAUGAAUCUCGCCUCCGAGGAGCAUCCUAUGCUGCUCUCGCCCACUGAGUUUUACAAGGAUUUUAAAACAGAUACUCCACACAUUACCAUCGGAGGUGUGGACGCGGUUAUCGAUGACGAUGUAAUUGAAAUUCUUAGUGAUACUGAAAACGAGGGUACCAUGUGGCCAGAGAAGGAUGAUGAAAUAUCUUGAACACAAUUGGUUGCUCCUGUUCCUGCGUAAUAAAGACAGGGCAGUUUAUUAAACACGUUUUAGGUUUCGUUUUUAUUUGAUUUAAUUUUUAAAAGAGAGACUGCAACAAAAACUUGGUGUGCUUUACUUAAAACAAAAUCGUAAUAAAUAAUGUUAAUUUAAAAUUCACGUAAAAUAUCAACAAAAACACAAAACACAACAGCAAGCGUUAAACGAUAAUUGUGUAAUUUACAUUAGCAAACAUACAUUACGUGUAAACAUUAUAUAUUACACAUAGAGUACUUUUUAUAAAUGCUUAUAUAAAUCUACUAUCUGAACUACUACUAUAUUAUAGGCAAGCAUAAUUUCACACCAAUUACACAAACUGCAACUUAAUAUAAACAACCACAACAAGAACACCACCAAAACUAAAUUAAAGUGUAUUAAAAAUAUGUAGCAAUUUAGUUAAAGAAUUUAUCGUAAUACGCAGCGUUAAUUUUAUUACAAAAAUAAAAAGGCACAUAUAUUUGUUUCCCUCCCAACAAAA
Molecule: messenger RNA, 15948 nt
Organism: Scaptodrosophila lebanonensis
Lineage: Eukaryota; Metazoa; Arthropoda; Insecta; Diptera; Drosophilidae
Gene: Bruce
Product: baculoviral IAP repeat-containing protein 6
Exons: 34
Coding region: 240-15422 (5060 amino acids)
Biological process (GO): negative regulation of apoptotic process; apoptotic process; regulation of cytokinesis
Cellular component (GO): nucleus
Molecular function (GO): ubiquitin conjugating enzyme activity; cysteine-type endopeptidase inhibitor activity
Source: RefSeq, a predicted model, not a curated record